GAGCUGAUGCUGCUGCUGCUGCGGGAGAAGAAGAGGGCAAACCGGAGGGAGGCCACCGGGCCGGACACACCCGGAACGGACACACAGCGGGGAGAAACACGUUUUUGUGCAUAAAAAGAAAAUAACCAGAAAAUGAGUGUCCUAGAACAAAGAAAGUCCCAUGAGUGAUUGAAGGGAGGAAAAAUAUUCACCUCCUGUCAUUAUUGGUGGAGGUUGGACCUCCUGAUUCUCUAUCCAGUUGAGCCUCUUCAGUGGAGCCUUCCAUGACGCUUUUCGGUGGUCGAGUGCUCACGUACAGACGAUUCCAAGUCGAGCGGUUCCUCAACUUCAGUAGAGGCCAUUGCUGUCCCAACUAGGUGGUGGUCCUGUUGAUCCUGGCUGUGCACUCUGUCUUGCUGCCUCUUGGCCCCGGCCUGUGUUUUUGGUAUACAGGAUGUGAAUGACUUCCCCUGAAGUGGGGGGUGGGUCCUUUAUUUCUGCUGCUCCCAGUGGUGCUUGUGUCCUGGAUGAUAACACUGUACUGUUCAUACCAUGCAUGUGGCUGGGCUCAGUGUGGCCCCUGGGAAGCUGCGUUUGGUCCUGUGGCUUCUGAGCAUCACUUCCCGCGUCCUCUCCUCUCAUGCACAGGUGUAUUCUCAGACUGUGAACACAAACUACGGCAAGCUGCGUGGCACACGCGUGCCUUUGCCAAACGAAAUCCUGGGCCCUGUGGAUCAGUAUCUGGGGGUGCCCUAUGCUGCACCCCCUGUAGGCGAAAAACGUUUCCUGCCCCCUGAACCACCUCCCUCAUGGUCUGGCAUAAGAAAUGCCACCCACUUCUCACCUGUGUGCCCCCAGAACAUACAGAAUGCAGUACCAGAUAUAAUGAUGCCUGUCUGGUUCACCUCAAAUUUGGACACAGUAACUGGUUAUCUGCAGGAGCAGAACGAGGACUGUCUGUACCUCAAUAUAUAUGUACCUACAGAAGAUGUAAAGCGGAUUUCCAAGGAGUGUGUCCGAAAACCCAACAAGAAAAUAUGUAGGAAAGGAGGACCCAGCGCUAAGAAACAGGGGGAAGAGUUAUCGGAUAAUGACGAAGACGAGGAAGGAGAUAUCAGAGACACAGGAGCUAAACCGGUUAUGGUUUAUAUACAUGGAGGCUCCUACAUGGAGGGAAGCGGGAAUAUGAUCGAUGGAAGUGUACUGGCCAGUUAUGGCAAUGUCAUUGUCAUCACUUUAAACUAUCGCGUGGGAGUUCUGGGGUUUCUGAGUACAGGGGAUCAGGCAGCUAAGGGAAAUUAUGGCCUCUUGGACCAAAUCCAGGCGCUGCGCUGGGUGAGCGAAAAUGUCGGGCACUUUGGCGGAGACGCCCACAGGAUCACGGUUUUCGGUUCUGGCAUUGGAGCAUCCUGUGUCAGUCUUCUUACAUUGUCUCACCAUUCUGAAGGACUGUUCCAGAGGGCCAUUAUACAAAGUGGCUCUGCACUAUCCAGCUGGGCAGUCAAUUAUCAGCCAGUGAAAUACACAAGAAUGCUUGCGGAGAAAGUCGGAUGCAAUGUGCUUGAUACAGUGGAUAUGGUGGACUGCCUGCGUCAGAAGAGUGCCAAAGAGCUGGUGGAGCAGGAUAUCCAACCAGCGAGGUAUCACGUAGCAUUUGGUCCGGUCAUCGAUGGAGAUGUAAUUCCAGAUGACCCAGAGAUUCUUAUGGAACAAGGAGAGUUCCUUAACUAUGACAUAAUGUUGGGAGUCAACCAAGGUGAAGGACUUAAGUUUGUUGAGAAUGUGGUUGAUGCCGAAGAUGGCGUUUCUGGGAGUGACUUUGAUUACUCCGUGUCCAAUUUUGUAGAUAAUUUGUAUGGUUACCCAGAAGGUAAAGAUACACUUCGUGAAACCAUAAAGUUUAUGUACACAGACUGGGCUGACCGAGACAACCCAGAAACACGACGGAAGACUCUGGUAGCUUUGUUCACUGACCACCAGUGGGUAGAGCCAUCAGUUGUAACUGCUGACUUACAUGCUCGUUAUGGUUCGCCCACAUAUUUCUAUGCCUUCUACCACCACUGCCAGAGCCUUAUGAAGCCACCGUGGUCUGAUGCUGCCCAUGGAGAUGAGGUUCCCUAUGUUUUUGGAGUUCCUAUGGUGGGCCCAACAGAUCUUUUCCCCUGUAACUUCUCCAAGAAUGAUGUGAUGCUAAGCGCUGUUGUUAUGACCUACUGGACCAACUUUGCUAAGACUGGUGACCCCAAUAAACCUGUGCCACAGGACACCAAGUUCAUCCAUACCAAGGCAAAUCGCUUUGAAGAAGUAGCAUGGUCAAAGUAUAACCCACGGGACCAACUGUACUUACACAUUGGAUUAAAGCCACGUGUGCGUGAUCACUACAGAGCAACCAAGGUAGCAUUCUGGAAACAUCUUGUGCCACAUCUUUAUAAUUUGCAUGACAUGUUUCAUUACACCUCUACCACGACCAAGGUGCCACCGUCUGAUACCACUCAGAACUCCCAUAUCACUCGUAGACCCAAGGUCUGGGAUACCAAGCGUCCAGCUGUCUCACCCACUUUCAAUGGUCCCUCCUCAAAGUGGAACCCUGAACUGGACCCUGUGGAUCCCGUGGUCAUCCAGGAUCCACGAGACUAUUCUACAGAGCUAAGUGUUACUAUUGCUGUAGGAGCCUCCCUCCUAUUUCUCAAUGUCCUGGCAUUUGCUGCAUUGUAUUACCGCAAUGACAAGAGGCGACAGGAUACGCAACGCCAGCCUAGUCCACAGCGUGCCACAGCCACCAGGGACCCAUCCCACAGUCCUGUACCGCCUGAGGAACUAAACUCUCUACAAAUAAAUGCAGGCCAUCCUGAGUGUGAUGGAGGAGGUGUUACUAGCCAUGAUAACCUGCGUAUGGCUGCACUACCCGAUUAUACGCUUACUUUACGUCGUUCCCCUGAUGACAUCCCUCUCAUGACACCUAACACAAUCACCAUGAUUCCCAACUCUCUGGUGGGACUGCAAAGCCUUCACCCUUAUAACACUUUUUCAGCAGGCUUCAAUAGCACUGGCCUCCCCCACUCACACUCCACCACUAGAGUAUAGCGCUUCACCAUGUUGCUCUUUCCCCUUGACCUGAUGCUAGGCCACAUUAAGAUGCCUACAGACAAGGGGGAGAGAGAAUGACACAUUCCAUAUCCCCCAAAGAAGAGGGGGGUCAGGUGCAGGGCUUCUUUCAUGAAGAAAAGUGUCUGCCCAGUCAUGUCCCACCAAGAACACACAUGUUCUGUGCUUGUUUCCUUAAAGUGCUUUUACCCAUGUGGAGGCAUGUAAAGGGGAGAGAAACUUGGCUUUUAAUGGAGGAUUAAUUUGCAAAGAACCAAUUGCAAUCAGAUUUAAAAGAAUAAAAAAAAUCUACGAAGAGGCAGCAGGUGGAAAGGAGACAAGCCCCAUGUAUUGCAAAUUUUCACCCCAACAGUUCCCUCCUUUCACAUGCGUUUGCCCAUCAGACAACCUCAUGUCCUCAGGAUCUUACAACUACCAAUAAUUGAGACAAUGUGCUACAGAGUUGGAAAUUAAACAUUUACUUUAUGCCAUGGUGUGGACGGAUUGAAUGUUCCUUAUGUGCUAGUUAUUACCCCUAAGUCAAUGUGACAGGAUAUGAGUCUAAAUAUCCAGAAAGGAAAGUGUGGGAACUCAGAGGACUUCUUCUGCCAAUCACUUUGUAUCCUCCUUCCUUUUAUACACACACAGAUACUUAGUCCACUUCCCAGUGUUUUAAAUCUGUGCCAAAUUCAUACACCAGCUACAAAGGUCAUGGUAGACCAACUAGUCUGUCAACAACCUCUCCCAGCCAUCAUGUAGAAGUAAAGAGAUGUAUCUCAUAGAAUAGUUUAAUGGGUGGGAGACAGGUUGCGUAAGUUUGUGGGGGACAAUGUUUACCAAUGUUCACGAAUUCCCACCAAACUAUAUAUGUGCCAAAUUUAGAAAUUAGAUGGAAAAGGGUCAAAGGUUUACUAUCAAGUUGUGCUUUCCAAUGAUGGACCUAGAUAAUGAGUGAUGGAGUCAGCUUUGGUUAUCAAUACUAUUAUGAUGCCCCCAUUCCUGAAGAAACAAGAGUGACAUUUGCAGGAGAAAGAGAUCUAACCUGUGGUAGAUAUGAGCACCUCUCAUUAUGUAACUGACAUGGGAUGGGAUACUCUCUAUCGGACCUUAUUGCACCUCCUAUUAUGUGUGUUCGAUAGUGAGUAUUAAUAUACAAUCGAUAACAUGGCAACAGAGACCCUGUAUACUUUAUCUACAAACUUUGUUUACUAUAUACACUAACUCCACCCUACACCUUCCUGGAUAUGUUUGGAUUUGGGUGUGGAGCAAACUUUGUGUAUGUGUAGCUUUUAUGUGUAUGAAUGUGUGUGACAUAUAUAUUUAUAUGUACACAUACACAUACAUACACAUGAAUGCUAACAAACAACUGUUGUACAUAUGAAUACUCACAUAAAUGUCUGCUAUCCAUUCUUCCCCACACACACCUGGGGCCUGAAACACCUUUUCAGCUUUUUUACCAUUUGCCAUGAUUUUUUGGACAUGGGUUUUGUGACACUGAGGGACGCCAUGGGUUCAAGUGACAGUUUUGUGACACAGAGGAACACCUGGGGUCAGUAUUUAUAGAAUGUAUUUAUACUGUAUCACAGGAGAGUAGACAACGUAUUCCAAAUAAAGAAAACUCAUAUUUUUA
Pelobates fuscus (common spadefoot toad) is the source of this 4693-nucleotide messenger RNA. RefSeq names its product neuroligin 3 (gene NLGN3). The transcript is spliced from 9 exons. NCBI's taxonomy places the organism in Eukaryota, Metazoa, Chordata, Amphibia, Anura, Pelobatidae. Bases 532 to 3063 code for a protein of 843 amino acids. Gene Ontology annotation, biological process: postsynaptic membrane assembly; neuron cell-cell adhesion; synaptic vesicle endocytosis. Gene Ontology annotation, cellular component: cell surface; postsynaptic specialization membrane; plasma membrane. The record is from RefSeq and is a predicted model, not a curated record. Gene Ontology annotation, molecular function: neurexin family protein binding; signaling receptor activity.